CUAGCGUGUGCGUGCCGAGUCAUUUUUGUAGUUUAUUUUCCGUGCGAGUACCCUGGCGUAGAUACUGAAGUCGAGGAUUUCGAUGCCUCUAGCUAUAAUUGUAUAAGUGCUGUCCACGCAUCAGAAAUACAAUGAGCAAGCCGACAACAGCUGUCCUCAGGAAGCUCCAGGCAGUACUUGGCACUGCAGUGCUGGACGACAAGGGCAAAGAGGACUUGAUAUGCCGCAUACUAGAGGCGGCAAAGGUCUAUGGCUCGUCUGCAGCGGAGAAGACUACGGCAGAUCAGGAUGUUGAGGGGAUGUGUAUGGAGUGGUACUGGAUCCCAGGUCGCAUCGAACUGGUUGGUAAGCACACCGACUACUGUGGCGGCGAAUCCAUCGUCUUUCCUGUAAACCGAGGCUUCCUUUUUGCGGUCGUCAAGGUAUCACCAGGAGAUGACGACGGGAAUAAACCAGAGGCAGAGAACAAGAUGAAGAUGUCUAACCAGAAAAGUAGGAAAAUGACGGUUAUUCAUUGUCGUGAUGGCUCUCCUAGCCUAGGUGCCGGAGAACAGAAAAACGAGUGUUGGAGUUACGCCUGUGUUUCAAACAGUGAAGCUGACAGCAGCACUGCUUGUUCAGAGGAAGAAGAUGGAAAAAAUAUUAUUAGUACAGCUUCCAAACCUAAACCCGAGCAGUCUCCACCCGGCUGGAGCACCUACUUCCGUGCUACCUGGGACCGUUUACGAAUGAACUUUGGUAUGACAUUCACACCGCGCCGCAUCUAUUUCGCCUCCGACCUGCCAAAGGCGUCCGGUCUGAGCAGCUCCUCUGCACUCGUGGUAGCUGCGUUUGUGAUAGUGGAGCAGGAUGAGAUUUUUGCGAGCCAGGAGAAGCAGAACAAGAUUCUUUCGGACGUAGUUCGUUCAUGGAAUCCAGAAGACCUUGCAGCGUACUUGGGAUGCUGUGAGAAUGGCUCCGGCUUCUCGUGUUCAUCGAUGUCUUUGCCUGGGAGUCGCGGUGUCGGAACUUUUGGCGGGUCUGAAGAUCACGCGGGGAUUUUGAAUAUUGGUGGCCUGGCAGGGGGAUUGAGCCGGCUCUGUUUCAUGCCUGCGAAGGUGAUUGAUGCUAUCAAAUGGCCCGUAGAAACGUAUCACUUUGUAGUAGCAAGCUCGGGUGUGGAGGCACACAAAGGUGCAGGCUCAAUGGAACACUAUAACAACGCGGUUCUUAUAGCGCGGGAUGCGCUGGAAAGAAUCAAUGCUUAUUAUGAGGACAAUGUUGAUAAACGAAAAUUUGCCUCUCUGGGUUCUUUUCUAGCGAACGAAGGCGCAAAAAAAGCAAAGAAAGUUCUCCAAGAGAUCUAUGCUGAAGUAUCAACCGCCGUGCAGUGGCACGCGAACGCAGUACCCGGAGGAGCGACGACAGCGGAAACUACAAAAACUGCAUUCAUACAGUUUGGAAGAGUACAACAAUUUCUUGACGAAAUGGAGGUCAUCGAAGAACUCGCGAAACUGGUAAAAGAGCUAAACGAGAAAACAGCACCAGACCGAUCACAAGCUGUGAUUGAGAAGUUAGCCAGCUGUCUUCAAAAGUCGCAGGAAGGUUCAGAGAAGUAUCUGCUGAAUAUCAUUGAGGAGACGGCCUACUUACCUCGAUCAGCGUUGAAACUUGGUGCUAUUGUUAAGGCUGAUUUGUUUUCAGUCACUUUUACCUGAUGACAGUCCCCACCACAUCAACAUUUUGUUGCGCAUGCAAGUAUAACGUGAACGAGGAGAUCUACUUAGGGUCUCUUUUGGUCUAGUACCCAGGUGGGCGUGCGUAUGAGUAUGCCAAUAAGAUAUGUCAGGAUCCAACUGUACUAGUUGGGGGUUUUCGGCUUGUUUUCCUUGUGAGGACUCACCAGAUCUAAUACCGCCGCGAGCGCAUUUGGGGCAGGAUUUGGAGGGUCUGUCUACGCGAUUGUACCAGCUGACAGGUCGGAGAAUUUUCGCGGACUCUGGGAGAAAGACUAUAUCUCGAAUUUCCCACAACACGAAUCAAAUUCUUGUUUCUUUAUUGUCAAAGGGCCUGGUGCUGGUGCGCAGCGAAUAAUGUAAUGAUACGGUGUAGUACUAGUCUCUAUUUCUUCUACUUGGUACUUCUAUGAUUUUUCUAUGACACAGAGACAGAGAACUACCUCAGAGCCAGGGCGAAGAUGAAUCUGCAUCUUCGCAAUCGGUAGAAAAAAUGGUGAUGAAAAUGUUGAUGUUGUUCUACUACUUCCACAGUAAUUGUUGUAAGUAUAAAAUUAUGCACGACAAUCUCAAUGACAAGGUCGACAAUUUUGACGUCUCUGAGGACUCAGGCGACCUUCAACAGGGUCUUGAGUGGAUCCAGAACUAGAAGCUGACCACGCGAUCUCGAUCUCGAGCUCCUUCUUCAUCUGGCAUCAUGUUUCUGGCUUGUUGACGCGGUCUUGUGAAUUGCAUCUCCUAAUUCUUCAUGAGAAAGCUUAGCUCUGCUGGUUAUCGGGCUUUAUGUUUAUCUUCUUUAUCUUCUUGAUGUGGACGGUGCCUCUCUUGAAACUCUGCUGUGAAUUACGAAUAUAAG
Amoebophrya sp. A25 is the source of this 2571-nucleotide messenger RNA. The record is from the annotation of a GenBank genome assembly. Lineage: Eukaryota; Dinophyceae; Syndiniales; Amoebophryaceae.